Messenger RNA from Herpailurus yagouaroundi (jaguarundi), 1263 nucleotides. RefSeq names its product programmed cell death 6 (gene PDCD6). Gene Ontology annotation, molecular function: calcium ion binding. The transcript is spliced from 6 exons. The record is from RefSeq and is a predicted model, not a curated record. Lineage: Eukaryota; Metazoa; Chordata; Mammalia; Carnivora; Felidae. Bases 434 to 799 code for a protein of 121 amino acids.
UCCCCAGCCUCUUUACUGGCUCCCUCUGGUCUUCCCCUCGGCCUCCCUCCUGCUUCCCUUUGGUCUCCCGUCACCCUGACUCCCUUCCUGGCUCCCUCCGGCCUCCUCCUUGGCCUCCUUCCUGCUUCCCUUCGGCCUCUGGCCUCCUCCUUCCUGGCUCCCUUAGGUCUGGCCCCGACCUCGUGCCGGAAACCCCCCCUUCCCCCAGGACCCUGUCGAGGUGCGGAGCCCGCUGCAGGUGUCCAGGGGAUCGCGGCCCCCACCCCUGAGCCUACAGCCCAGGGGAUUGCUGCUCCGGGAGGGUCUUCGGGAUGCUUGUUUAAGGGUUGAUAAAGACAGGAGCGGGGUGAUAUCGGACAACGAGCUUCAGCAAGCACUCUCCAACGGCACGUGGACUCCAUUUAAUCCAGUGACUGUCAGGUCAAUCAUAUCUAUGUUCGACCGAGAGAACAAGGCUGGCGUGAACUUCAGCGAGUUCACUGGCGUCUGGAAGUACAUCACAGACUGGCAGAACGUCUUCCGCACCUAUGACAGGGACAACUCUGGGAUGAUUGACAAGAACGAGCUCAAGCAAGCCCUCUCAGGUUUUGGGUACCGGCUCUCUGACCAGUUUCACGACAUCCUCAUUCGCAAGUUUGACAGACAAGGGCGGGGGCAGAUCGCGUUUGAUGACUUCAUCCAGGGCUGCAUCGUCUUGCAGAGGUUGACAGAUAUAUUCAGGCGUUACGAUACGGAUCAGGACGGCUGGAUUCAGGUGUCAUAUGAACAGUAUCUGUCCAUGGUCUUCAGCAUCGUAUGACUCUGGCCUGUGCAAAUAACAGCAUGACUUACAGAAGGAAGACUAAAAAUGCCAAAUCACCCUUUAAAGAAACGGAACACAAAUGCAGCUAGAUACUGUUUUUUCUUUAGAUUUUAUAUAAUUAACAUUUGGGGACCUGACUGUACAUAUGUGGAUAAGCUGAUUAAGAUUUUUGCAAAUGUAACAAUAGUUAUAACUCACAUACAAACAUUUGAUUUGAGACUAUUCAAUUGUGCCAUGAGGUAAGAUAUAAUAAUGUUUCAGUGUCUUGCAUGCAAAAAAUUCAUCAUGUGCAUUUCUAGAUAGCUCCAGUUCUAUAGUGGAAGUACUUUUAUUAGCCAAUAAGAAUUUAAAAAUAAUAGAGAACUUGCACAGAGGCUUUUAUGUGCCUUACAUUUUUAAAACAGGGUUUAUUGUAUUUGUUUGAAUAUGCAACGUAAGCAAUAAAGCAAAUGCGCACCCGG